This is a messenger RNA of Drosophila virilis, 1242 nucleotides long. RefSeq lists its product as uncharacterized. NCBI's taxonomy places the organism in Eukaryota, Metazoa, Arthropoda, Insecta, Diptera, Drosophilidae. Gene Ontology annotation, molecular function: acyltransferase activity, transferring groups other than amino-acyl groups. The record is from RefSeq and is a predicted model, not a curated record.
AGCCGAGUUCCUAGUGUGAAUGUUGAUAUUUAUAGCAACAUUUUUGUUGUUCGAUAUAAUCUUCGGCAGUUGGCAGCGCUGAAUCUAAGUUGCUGCAAAACCAUAACACAAAUGAUGUUAAGUGCGAUUAUUUACAUCAGCCAUUUCUGCUAGCUAUGAUCAUCAACAGUUGGCAACGCUGAAUAUCAGUUACUGUUAAUUGCAAUUGUUUUCUUACAUUAAACCGCAAAAACCUGCUUCUGAAAAUUCACUGAGCAUUUUAAUUCAUGAAAUUUAUUGUUAAACUCAGUUGUUAAUUAGCGCAGACAUGUCGGAGCAAUUGGAUAUUAACUGUGAUUCACUUAUUGAGAUAGCGCCCAGUGAAUGGUGCAUUUUACUCAAUCUCUAUGCGAACAAAAAAACGGAAUCUUCUGGAUAUCCGUUAAUAAGCAAUUACAUCAAAUGGCAGGGCAAAGAACCCGAUUUGGAUAUUCAAUGUUUAUCACUAAACGGGGACUGGCAAACCGACGGCACUUUUCUAAUGAUUGUUGGCAAUGGAAGCCAGCGAAAAAUGGUGUUCUUUAAUACCCUCAGCGAAAGCCUAGAGCGUUUGACCAAGGCGCUGCUCUGUUUGCCAUCUGGAGCUGUGGAAUAUCUACUCCAUGAUUAUAGCCAGCGUCUUGUGCCCGCGGUCGAUGCCUACAUCAGAAAAUGUGCCAACCGACAGCUGCAAACAACGCAAACAGCUUGGUAUAAAGCCAGCAAAGAGCUUGUUGCUACCUUCUCAACGGAGCCACCUGCUGGAAUCCAGUUGCGCAGCUUGAAUACUGCCGAUGCUGCCAUUGUAAAUGGGAACUGGCCCUAUGGCUCCAAGGAUUCUGUGCAGUUUGUCAAGCGUCUGAUAGAGUACAAUGUUUCAAUUGGUGCCUAUGAUGCCUAUGGAAAAUUGUUAGCCUGGUGCUUAAGAUUGCCAAUUGGUGCGCUGGGCUUGCUGCAAGUCAUGGACUCUCACAGGCGUCUCGGCUUGGGCAGCUUGAUGGUGCGCGUUUUAUCGAGCAAAAUUUCUGAAUUGGGCGACGAGGUCUUGGCACCUGUUGUCACGGAAAACACGCCGUCGCGGAGAUUGUUUGAGAAGCUAGGCUUUCAGAAAAUCGACAACGUCUACUGGACUGGCUAGAAAGUUAUAGUUGCCUUCACAUAAGCGGAUAAACAACAGACUAAAAAAUAAAACUGUGAAUACGCACCUGCAAUAUGGAAAGAGAA